GUAUAAAAGAACAGAAUCGCGCUGUGUUAGCAGUUCGAGGCACAGAAAAGAGAUAUUCUGUACUGGAGAAGUGGUGCUAGAGAAGGUUUGGGCUGAGAACGCUGUGAUCCUGUUCCAAGAUGAAGGCCGUGUUGCUGUUUUGUGUCCUUCUUGGACUCGUCAUUUCAAUCAACGGUGCAACUGUCGAGGAAAACACCUACGAGGUGGCGGAGAUGAGUGUUCCGGAAGAGGUUGAUGUAGAGGAAGAUUCUGCAAGUGAAGAUAUGGAAGACCCAGAAGCUGAAGAGCUCUCUGAAGACGAGGAAAGUGAUGCUACAGAACCGGAAGAGGAAAAUGAUGCUGCAGAACCGGAAGAGGACAAUGAAUUAUCUGAAGACAAUUCUGAGCAAACAGCAAAAGACGGCUCUGUUUCAGAUCCUGCAUGGCACAAACGACCCUUGCACAAACGAUCCUUGCGCAAACGACCCUUGCACAAACGACCCUUGCACAAACGACUCUUGCGCAAACGACCCUUGCACAAACGAUCCUUGCGCAAACGAUCCUGAAGCAGACGUUGGACCAAGAAGCAAAGAACUGGUUAAGAUACUUAUUUGCUCGCUUAUUUUGUUUUGCAUCUUUAAUUUUUGCACAUUUGAAGCUGUUGAUCAAAGUCAAUAGAGAAAGA
Rhopilema esculentum is the source of this 664-nucleotide messenger RNA. RefSeq lists its product as uncharacterized. The record is from RefSeq and is a predicted model, not a curated record. Lineage: Eukaryota; Metazoa; Cnidaria; Scyphozoa; Rhizostomeae; Rhizostomatidae.